This is a messenger RNA of Trichoderma citrinoviride, 1602 nucleotides long. Its product is annotated as MFS general substrate transporter. Lineage: Eukaryota; Fungi; Ascomycota; Sordariomycetes; Hypocreales; Hypocreaceae. Gene Ontology annotation, cellular component: membrane. Bases 1 to 1602 code for a protein of 533 amino acids. The transcript has 6 exons. Gene Ontology annotation, molecular function: sucrose:proton symporter activity. The record is from RefSeq and is a predicted model, not a curated record.
AUGGCGGCUUCCUUGGUCGGACGGGCGUCGAUUCGGGGAGGUUCGGAGACGGUGCAGAUGGUGCUCUUGACGUUUUGCACGAUUGGGAUUACGUUUACAUGGGGCAUUGAAAUGACGUACUGCACGCCCUACCUCCUCAACCUGGGCCUCACCAAGAGCAACACCUCCCUCGUCUGGAUCGCCGGCCCGCUGUCCGGCCUCAUCGUGCAGCCCAUCGUCGGCGUCGUCGCGGACGAGAGCACGUCGCGCUGGGGUCGCCGCCGCCCGCUGAUGCUGGUCGGCGCCGUCAUCGUGUCGGCGAGCCUGCUGGUGCUGGGCUUCACGCGCGAGAUCGUGGCGGCGCUGGGCGGCGGCGAUGGCAAGGAUGCCGCGACGAUGAGGGCGACGAUUGUGCUGGCUGUGGCGGCGAUUUACGCGGUGGACUUUGCCAUCAACGCGAUCAUGUCGUGCGCGAGGAGUCUUGUCGUUGAUACGCUGCCUAUCGAGAAGCAGCAGACGGGAGCCGCUUGGGGCAGCCGGAUGAAUGCCAUCGGCCACAUGAUCGGAUACGGCGCCGGGUCCAUUGACCUCGUCCGCCUCCUGGGCCCCGGCUUCGGCGACACGCAGUUCAAGCAGCUGACCGUCAUCGCCGCCAUGGCCAUCCUCGGCACCACGGCGGUGACGUGCUGGGCCGUGACGGAGCGUGUCCUGGUGGCCAGCAAGGGCCCGACCAAGAAGCACAGCGACGACAGCCCCUUCAGCGUCCUGCGCCAGAUCCGCUCCACGCUCAUGACGCUGCCGCCUCGCGUCCAGGCCAUCUGCUGGGCCCAGUUCUGGUCCUGGAUCGGCUGGUUCCCCUUUCUCUUCUACAGCACCACCUGGGUAGGCGAGACGUACUUUCGCUAUGACCUCCCGCCCGGCGCCGCAAAGUCGGCGGACACGCUGGGAGACAUUGGACGCAUUGGCAGUGCGGCCCUGAUGCUGUACUCGACCGUCAGCUUCGUCGGUGCCUUUUUGCUGCCCAUGGUGAUUCGUUCGCCUGCUGAUGACAGCUACACGCACCGUCCGCCGCGGGCCAUGGCCGGCUUCCUCGAGAAGCUCAACAGCGCCAAGCCCGACCUGCUGACGGCCUGGAUCUGUGGCCACCUGAUGUUUUCAGCAUCCAUGUUUCUGGCUCCCCUGGCGAGGAGCUUUGUAUCGGCCACGUUUCUCAUGUGUCUUUGCGGCAUACCAUGGGCCAUCGCCAUGUGGGCACCGACAGCCUUCCUCGGCAUCGAAGUCAACAAGCUCAGCGGCGCACAGGAUCCCUCUGUCCUCCCUUCAUCGCGUCAAUCCUCCCGACCAUCGUCUUCGUCAUCUUCGUCGUCAUCGGGUGAGCUGUCGGGCAUCUACUUUGGCAUCCUCAACAUCUAUACUACGCUGCCGCAAUUCCUCGGCACCUUCAUCUCCACCAUCGUCUUUGCGCUGCUCGAGCCCGGCAAGAGCCCCGAGCUGCACGAUGCCACCGAGGAGGUUGCCGGCGGCAAGGAGGGCACCAACGCUAUUGCGGUGUGUCUGUUCAUUGGCGCCCUUAGCACGCUGAUUGCAGCUCGGAUGACGCACAAGCUGCGGAAGUUGUCAUGA